Molecule: messenger RNA, 4152 nt
Organism: Sphenostylis stenocarpa
Lineage: Eukaryota; Viridiplantae; Streptophyta; Magnoliopsida; Fabales; Fabaceae
Source: the annotation of a GenBank genome assembly
AUGGCUUCUUUAGUAUCUUCAUCAUUUACUCUACCAAGCUCUAAACCUGACCAGCUUCAUUCUCUUGCCCAGAAGCAUCUUUUUCUUCAUUCUUUCCUUCCCAAGAAGGGUGGUUAUAAUGGUAGUUCAAAAGCCUCUCUGAGAGUGAAGUGUGCUGCCAUUGGCAAUGGUCUAUUCACCCAAACCACCCCAGAAGUUCGUAGAAUAGUUCCAGAGAAUGACCAAAACUUGCCAACAGUUAAAAUUGUGUAUGUGGUUCUUGAGGCUCAGUACCAAUCAUCUGUCACUGCUGCAGUCCUGGCUCUCAACAGUAAAAGGAAACAUGCUUCCUUUGAGGUUGUGGGUUACUUGGUUGAGGAGCUUCGAGACGCGUCAACGUAUCAGACUUUCUGCAAGGACUUAGAGGAUGCUAACAUCUUCAUUGGGUCUUUGAUUUUUGUGGAGGAGCUUGCUCUCAAGAUCAAGGCCGCAGUGGAGAAAGAAAGGGACAGGCUUGAUGCAGUUUUGGUGUUUCCAUCAAUGCCUGAAGUUAUGAGGCUUAACAAGUUGGGUUCUUUCAGCAUGUCACAGCUUGGGCAAUCCAAGAGUCCCUUUUUCCAGCUUUUCAAGAGAAAGAAGCCUCAGUCUGCUGGCUUUGCUGACAGCAUGUUGAAGCUGGUGAGGACAUUGCCAAAGGUUUUGAAGUAUUUGCCAAGUGAUAAAGCUCAGGAUGCCAGGCUCUAUAUACUGAGUCUGCAAUUUUGGCUCGGGGGAUCUCCUGAUAACUUGCAGAAUUUCCUGAAAAUGAUUACUGGAUCUUAUAUUCCAGCACUGAAAGGUGCGAAGAUCGAGUAUUCGGAGCCGGUUCUGUACUUGGACAAUGGGAUUUGGCACCCUUUGGCUCCUUGUAUGUAUGAUGAUGUGAAAGAGUAUUUGAAUUGGUAUGGUACUAGAAGGGAUGCAAAUGAGAAGCUGAAGAGUCCGAAUGCACCUGUCAUUGGUUUGGUUUUGCAAAGGAGUCAUAUUGUGACUGGGGACGAUGGACACUAUGUGGCUGUGAUCAUGGAGCUGGAGGCUAGAGGGGCUAAGGUCAUUCCCAUUUUUGCUGGUGGACUUGACUUUUCAGGGCCAGUGGAGAAGUUCUUCAUUAAUCCAAUUACGAAGAAACCAUUUGUGAAUUCUGUGGUAUCCCUCACUGGCUUUGCUCUUGUUGGAGGGCCAGCAAGGCAGGACCACCCAAGGGCGGUUGAGGCUUUGAUGAAACUUGAUGUUCCUUACAUUGUUGCCCUGCCACUGGUGUUUCAGACAACUGAAGAAUGGCUCAAUAGUACUCUUGGUCUGCAUCCAAUACAGGUUGCUCUUCAAGUUGCUCUGCCAGAGCUAGAUGGAGGCAUGGAGCCAAUUGUUUUCGCUGGUCGAGAUCCUAAAACAGGAAAAUCUCAUGCUCUACAUAAGAGAGUGGAACAGCUCUGCAUCAGGGCAAUCAGAUGGGCUGAACUGAAAAGAAAAUCAAAGGAAGAGAAGAAACUAGCAAUCACCGUCUUCAGCUUCCCUCCAGACAAAGGAAAUGUGGGAACUGCUGCCUAUCUCAAUGUAUUUGCCUCUAUAUACUCAGUCAUGAAAGAACUAAAAAGAGAUGGUUACAAUGUUGACGGGCUUCCAGAGACUCCAGAAGCUUUGAUUGAAGAGGUUAUUCAUGACAAAGAAGCUCAAUUCAGCAGUCCAAAUUUGAACAUUGCUUACAAAAUGAGUGCCCGUGAGUACCAAAAUUUGACUCCCUAUUCCACAGCACUGGAAGAGAAUUGGGGAAAACCCCCUGGCAAUCUGAAUGCAGAUGGAGAAAAUCUGUUGGUAUAUGGGAAACAAUAUGGUAAUGUCUUCAUAGGUGUUCAGCCCACAUUUGGCUAUGAAGGGGAUCCAAUGAGGCUGCUUUUCUCCAAAUCUGCUAGCCCUCAUCAUGGAUUUGCAGCAUAUUAUUCCUUUGUUGAGAAAAUCUUCAAAGCUGAUGCUGUACUUCAUUUUGGGACACAUGGUUCCCUUGAAUUCAUGCCUGGAAAACAGGUGGGGAUGAGUGAUGUAUGCUACCCUGACAGUCUGAUUGGUAAUAUUCCAAAUGUGUAUUACUAUGCUGCAAACAACCCUUCUGAGGCCACCAUAGCCAAGCGCAGAAGUUAUGCAAACACCAUUAGCUAUCUGACUCCUCCAGCGGAAAAUGCUGGACUAUACAAAGGUCUUAAGCAGUUAAGUGAGCUCAUCUCCUCAUAUCAGUCCCUCAAAGACACUGGCCGUGGAGCACAAAUUGUGAGUUCCAUUAUCAGCACAGCUAAACAGUGUAAUCUUGACAAAGAUGUGACACUGCCAGAUGAGGGUGAGGAGAUCACACCUAAAGAGCGCGACCUUGUGGUUGGAAAGGUGUAUUCCAAGAUCAUGGAGAUUGAGUCUCGUUUGUUACCUUGUGGGCUUCAUGUCAUUGGUGAGCCUCCUUCAGCCUUGGAAGCUGUUGCUACACUGGUCAACAUUGCUGCACUUGAUCGUCCUGAAGAUGAUAUUUCUUCUCUUCCAUCAAUAUUAGCUGACACUGUAGGAAGAGAUAUAGAAGAUGUGUAUAGAGGAAGUAACAAAGGAAUAUUGAAGGAUGUAGAGCUUCUUAGGCAAAUAACUGAGGCAUCACGUGGGGCAAUCACUGCCUUUGUGGAGCGCACUACCAAUAGUAAGGGUCAAGUUGUUGAAGUAGCUGAUAAGCUUACCUCAAUCCUUGGAUUUGGCAUAAAUGAGCCAUGGAUUCAGUAUUUGUCAAACACCAAAUUUUACCGAGCUGAUAGGGAAAAACUUAGAACCUUGUUUAUGUUCCUGGGAGAAUGCUUGAAGUUGGUUGUGGCCGAUAAUGAAGUGGGAAGUUUAAAGCAAGCCUUGGAAGGUAAAUAUGUGGAGCCAGGGCCUGGUGGUGACCCAAUAAGAAAUCCUAAAGUUCUGCCAACAGGAAAGAAUAUUCAUGCGCUGGACCCCCAAGCUAUUCCUACAACGGCUGCAAUGCAGAGUGCCAAAAUAGUGGUAGAUAGGUUGAUCGAGAGGCAGAAAGCUGAGAAUGAUGGAAAAUAUCCCGAGACAAUUGCACUUGUAUUGUGGGGAACUGAUAAUAUUAAAACAUAUGGUGAAUCCCUGGCUCAGGUCUUGUGGAUGAUUGGUGUGACACCAGUGGCUGAUACCUUUGGUAGGGUAAACCGGGUGGAGCCUGUUAGUCUUGAAGAGCUUGGAAGGCCUAGAAUUGAUGUUGUUGUUAAUUGCUCCGGAGUGUUUAGAGACCUUUUCAUCAAUCAGAUGAACCUUCUAGACAGUGCAGUGAAGAUGGUUGCUGAAUUAGAUGAACCAGCAGAGCAAAACUUUGUAAGAAAGCAUGCGUUAGAACAAGCUCAAGCCCUUGGAGUUGAAGUUCGAGAGGCAGCAACGAGGAUAUUCUCUAACGCCUCCGGCUCCUACUCCUCAAACAUAAACCUGGCUGUGGAGAAUUCCUCAUGGAAUGAUGAAAAGCAGCUCCAGGACAUGUAUCUUAGCAGAAAGUCUUUUGCUUUUGAUUGUGAUGCCCCUGGUGCUGGCAUGACUGAGAAAAGAAAAGUCUUUGAGAUGGCUCUUAGCACAGCAGAUGCCACAUUCCAAAACCUUGAUUCAUCAGAAAUUUCCCUCACUGAUGUUAGUCAUUACUUUGACUCAGACCCAACUAAUCUGGUUCAAAAUCUAAGGAAAGAUGGGAAGAAGCCUAGUGCAUACAUUGCUGAUACAACUACAGCCAACGCUCAGGUUCGUACACUUUCUGAGACAGUUAGACUUGACGCAAGAACCAAACUGUUGAAUCCAAAGUGGUAUGAAGGCAUGUUGUCUACUGGAUAUGAGGGUGUUCGUGAGAUUGAGAAGAGACUAACCAAUACAGUGGGAUGGAGUGCAACUUCAGGCCAAGUUGACAAUUGGGUGUAUGAAGAAGCCAACACAACUUUCAUUCAAGAUGAGCAAAUGCUGAAAAAGCUCAUGAACACUAAUCCAAACUCCUUCAGGAAGCUGGUGCAGACAUUCUUGGAAGCCAAUGGACGUGGUUACUGGGAAACUUCAGAAGAUAAUAUUGAGAAGCUGAGGCAGUUAUAUUCGGAGGUGGAAGACAAAAUUGAAGGCAUUGAUCGCUGA